AUGGCGAUCGCGGCGCGCCGGCCGCCGCUCUGGGCCGCGGCCACCGCGUGCUUCGUGCUCGCGUCGACCUUUCUCGCGCUCACGUACGAGUCAUCGAUCGUGAUCCAUGCGCCGGCCGCGUACCUGCGUGUAGCGCCCCGCAGCGGCAGUGUGCACAUCCUCUUCAGCACGAGCUGCGACCAAGGCCAUCGCCGGCUUCUCUCGAGCACGUUCCAGCACUCGGCGACGCGCGUGCACCACCGCGGCCCGAUCACAGAGAUCAUCUCGGGCUGUUCGCUUGCGCAAGAGACAUCGAUCAAGCACGAGCCGGUGUUGUAUUACGACUACCAUCGGCACUUUGCGCCGUCGUUUAGCCCGCAUCCGGUGCCCAACGUCACGGACGACUACACGCCGUACAACAAGCCCUUUGGUUUGCGCCACUAUUUGCAGCACGCGCGGCCGCCAGCGAGCCUACGCGGCGACUUGCCCUUCGCGCUCUUCGACGCCGACUUUGUCUUGCUCGCGCCGCUGCAUGUCAACACGGGCGCCGACCUCUCGGCACACUACGUGGGCCAGCGUCCGGGUCCGGUGUACGAUACAGUGCGAGAUGGUGUCGCGAUCGCACACGACUGGGGCAACUACAUGGGCGCAGCCUGGUUCCGCGACGCGCUCCAUAGCACGCGGGACGAGCUCUGUGCAGGGCUGCCAUGCGCCGACGUGAGCGAAGCCGACGGGCUCGAGUUCUAUGGCCGCGCGGGCCCGCCGUACAUAAUGACCAAGUCGGACGGCGAGCGCUUCGUCAACGACUACUGCGACUUUGUGGUCCGUGCGCGCCAGAAAUUUCCGGACCAGUGGAUGGUCGAGAUGUACGCGUACUCGCUCGCGGCUGGCAACCAUGGCAUCAAGCACACGAUCGUCAACCACUUGGGCGGCAACUGGCCCGGUGGCGAGCCCUUGGAAGCGUGGGACUUUGCGCCCGCGAACAUGGCCAACCCGUGCGACGACGGCGACGUCGUGCUCCCUCCAACGGCGCCAACCGCGAUGCACUACUGCCAGCGCUUUGGUUUGCUCGAGGACCAAGACAAGGGCUAUCAUUUUUACAAGUAUUCGCUGCCGCACGACGUGAUGGACUGCAACGCGAUGCUCCUCUCGCUGCCGCCACCGAGUCAGUGGACCGACGUCAACCGUACGUACAGCGACGAGGGGAAGCGGCGCGUAAAGCGCCACGAGGUCUGGGCCGCGUGCUCGCUCGCCAAGAUCAUGAACGACGCCAUUGUGCAUGCCAAGGCGAAGGGCUGUCUGCACGGCUACAACGCGUACGAAGGGCUGCCCAUGAACGAGACGCCAGCCCGCGACAGCGCGUACCCGCGCAAAGCGACGCCGGCCAAAAAGUAG
Messenger RNA from Saprolegnia parasitica CBS 223.65, 1374 nucleotides. RefSeq lists its product as hypothetical. The record is from RefSeq and is a predicted model, not a curated record. The transcript has a single exon. NCBI's taxonomy places the organism in Eukaryota, Oomycota, Saprolegniomycetes, Saprolegniales, Saprolegniaceae. Bases 1 to 1374 code for a protein of 457 amino acids. Gene Ontology annotation, molecular function: glycosyltransferase activity.